Macrosteles quadrilineatus (aster leafhopper) is the source of this 5519-nucleotide messenger RNA. RefSeq names its product protein O-mannosyl-transferase Tmtc3 (gene Tmtc3). Gene Ontology annotation, biological process: protein O-linked glycosylation via mannose. Gene Ontology annotation, molecular function: protein binding; mannosyltransferase activity. The coding region runs from base 324 to 2930 and encodes 868 amino acids. NCBI's taxonomy places the organism in Eukaryota, Metazoa, Arthropoda, Insecta, Hemiptera, Cicadellidae. The transcript is spliced from 16 exons. The record is from RefSeq and is a predicted model, not a curated record. Gene Ontology annotation, cellular component: endoplasmic reticulum.
UUGGGUGCGCUGCUCUACCUCGACCGCGAGUUACUCCGUAUUGAGAGUGUAUAACCGGUGAUCGUAGAUUAUUUUAACUCAUCUAGUGCGCGUUUAGUACAUUAAUUAUAGUAUAAAUAAAAUACAAUAUAUACCUACAGUUGUACACUUCAAUAUGUGUUGUGGGUUAGGCCAAAUGUGAAUCUUGGAGUUUGGGAUAUUUGUCAUAGGAAUAAUGGUGCGAUUCUCACCAACGGACAUUGGGUGAAUGGUGUUUAGUGAUGAAAGGACACUUUAAAGUGUGAUACAGUGUGCUCAGACAAAUUGAUAUUGAAACCUCUACUAUGGCGCUCCGCCACGUUCUAUCGACAGUUAUAUUUGUGACCUGCGUCAUCUGCUAUUAUAACAGUUGUCAGUGUGGUUUUGUGUUUGAUGAUAUCAGUGCGAUCAAGGAAAACCGAGACUUGAGACCUCACACGCCUCUGAAAAAUGUCUUCCUCAACGAUUUUUGGGGAACACCAAUGCAUAAGGAACAGAGCCACAAGUCUUACCGGCCUCUGUGUGUGUUGACGUUUCGAUGGAACUACUUUCUUCACCAACUAGAACCCAUGGGAUACCACCUGGUCAACGUCAUACUGCACGCCAUCGUCUGUCUAAUAUACUUCAGAAUGUGCACCAUGUUUCUGCCAGAAAUAUCGAGUUUUGUGUCUGCCAUGUUGUUCGCCGUACAUCCCAUACAUACUGAGGCGGUGACAGGAGUCGUUGGAAGGGCGGAGACUCUUUCUUCUGUGUUUUUCUUGGUUGCGUUUAUCCUAUAUGCGAAGUCAACAAAGAGGAAACGAUCUACAGGAUGGAGAUGGCUGGGUUGUUCUAUGGUGGCUGUCACGACCGCAAUGUUGUGCAAAGAACAAGGCAUUACCAUUACUGGCAUCUGUGUCGUCUAUGAGCUGUUUGUGGCUCAGAAGGUGCGGCUGGUGGAUGUGACACAGUUCCUGUGUUGUGUGCUCAGUGGCAAAGUGUCGUGGCAACACACAUGGUCAUCAGAUGCUGCCAAGAGACUGUGUGUGUUGGUGCUUUCAACUGUUGCCUUGCUGCUUGUCAGACUUCAGAUCAUGGGAUCCAAACUUCCUGUCUUUACAAGGUUCGACAACCCUGCGUCAGUGGCACCAUCGCCGUCUCGUCAGCUCACCUACAACUACUUGGUCAGCAUGAACCUGUGGCUCCUGUUGUUCCCUUGUGACUUGUGCUGUGACUGGACGAUGGGAACGGUUCCUCUUGUGGAGUCGUUCGUUGAUCGUCGCAAUCUCGCCACUCUCACGUCAUAUCUGCUGAUUGCUACCCUGGUUUAUGUCGCUCUCACAACGUCCAAUCGACAGCAGGCCACUGUCAUCGCAAUGAGCCUGGCUUUCCUGGGAUUGCCGUUUCUUCCAGCGUCAAACCUCUUUUUCCCAGUCGGCUUCGUUGUGGCCGAGAGAGUGUUGUACAUGCCGUCAAUGGGAUUCUGCAUGCUCGUAGCUUACGGCUGGCAGGCGCUCGCGGAAAAGAGGAACAGGAAGCUGGCGUGGACGGGUUUGUUCCUGCUUCUGCUCGCCCACGGGACCAAAACCAUCGUCCGCAACUGGGAUUGGACGUCAGAGUACAGCAUAUUCAUGGCGGGGCUAAGAGUGAACCAGCACAACGCCAAACUGUUCAACAACGUGGGCCACGCUCUGGAGGGACAAGGACGCUUUACAGAGGCUUUGCAGUACUUCCACAAAGCUGUCAGUGUUCAACAAGACGAUAUCGGCGCUCACAUCAAUGUUGGAAGAACUUACAACCAUCUCAAGAUGUUCAAAGAAGCUGAGGAUGCCUACCUGAAGGCCAAAUCGCUGUUGCCCAAAGCCAAGCCAGGCGAGUCCUACCAAGCCCGCAUCGCCCCAAACCAUCUCAACGUGUUUUUGAACCUCGCCAACCUGAUUGCCAAGAACGAGACGAGGCUAGAGGAGGCCGACUUGCUGUACAGACAAGCCAUCAGUAUGAGAGCGGACUACACCCAGGCCUACAUCAACCGUGGAGAUGUUCUGCUCAAGCUGAACCGCACCAAGGAGGCACAACAGGUGUACGAGCGGGCGCUUUUCUAUGACAGCAACAACCCUGACAUAUACUAUAACUUGGGAGUGGUGUUCCUGGAGCAAGGUAAAGCCUCACAAGCGUUGGCCUAUCUUGAUAAAGCUCUGGAGUUUGAUCCCGAGCAUGAACAGGCGCUUCUCAACUCAGCCAUAUUGCUGCAGGAGCUCGGCCGAGCUGAGCUGCGGAAAGUAGCUCGCGAGCGACUUCUCAAACUGCUUCACAAGGACACCAACAACGAGAGGGUUCACUUCAACCUGGGCAUGCUCGCCAUGGACGACCGCGACACCGCCGGGGCCGAGCAUUGGUUCCGUCGAGCCGUGGAACUCAAGGACGACUUUCGCUCGGCUCUGUUCAACCUGGCGCUGCUAUUGGCUGACGACCACAGACCCCUGGAGGCGGCCCCCUUCCUCAACCAGCUGGUGCGCUUCCACCCGGACCACGUCAAGGGGCUCAUCCUGCUCGGCGACAUCUACAUCAACAACAUCAAGGAUCUGGACGCUGCAGAGAAUUGCUACAAACGCAUCCUGGAGUUGGAGCCCGACAACAUCCAAGGCCUCCACAAUCUCUGCGUCGUCUACGUAGAGAGAGGCAACCUGCUGAAGGCGGAGACUUGCCUGAAGCAGGCUCAUCGUCUGGCUCCGUCCGAAGACUACGUACUCCGCCAUCUCAAAAUCGUACAAAGCAGAGUGGCCAAACUGAGAGUGGACGAGCAUUCUGUACAAGGACAGGAGCCUCUAGAGGAGCCAGACCACAGACCACCGCCUCCAGCUGAUCCCCCUGCUCCGGAGACUGUCUACUCCAGAGGCCCAGGAGUCCCUCCACCAACCCCCUCUCUGUCUUAGCGGUUAACUAUGUUCCCCCUCCCCCACCCGACUCUGUAAUCACUCACCCAAUACAAAACUAGCAUUUUAUAAAUAAAAUAAAAACAAUUAUCGAUUUUUGGAACAUAAGUGCAUAAGUAAGACGGUGCUGCGUUCUUUUUAGUUAACCCCUCCAGAAUUGUUUUUUACAUUAAUCCUUUUUUUAAAGACUUUGCAUUAUUACUAAGACGGUGCUGCUUAUAAUUUUAGCGAAUUGGCUAUUUUUUGUAAAAUAUUUAAUUGUUAACAUAAAUCGCGUUUUUAUUUAAAACUACAGUUCACAAAAGAGACAUAGCUAAACCAUAUGUUUUUACAGACAGUAAAAUAUUAGCGAUAAUAACUCUUGGAGAAAAAUGAAGGAUUUAAGUUAUUAGGAUAAAGGAUUUAAGUAAUUGGUUUAUUUAUGACAAAUUUAAAAUACUCUCCAGAAAAUUAAAAUUGUACAAAAAAGUAUAGUGCAGGUCAACAUUUUGUAAAAAACAUGAUUUCUAAAUGUGAUUGCCAUUGACCCAAAAUACAUAAUUUUAAUUUUAAUAACCCUUAAAGAUAAAAAUAUAGUAUCCUUCCUUGUUUGUAUUUUAAAUUUUCCAAAAAGUUAUCAAUUGAAUCUAAUCAGUUAAUUUACCGAGAGGACAGAACAUUAGAGUUUACGUUACAAUUAUUAAAUUCUUGGGAAAUUUUACAAAUUAAUAAAUCAUACCACUUCAUUGCAAUCAUUUACUUAAUUUAUUUAUCAAUAAUUUUAAUUUUCUUCCCGUUACAUUUAUAUAUUUUUUUGAUCUGGAACAAACUUUAUAAUCACUAGAUUCAUUCUUUGAAGUACUAAACAGUUUACAUAAGACAUAAACUUGUGCCUUCCAAUGUUACUUAAUUUUUUUCACAUUCUUUCUUGAGCUUUUACGGUUUUUAUAAAAGUACUUCUAUUUAACUAUUGGGUGAGUGGUUUUCUAGACUGUUUCUAUUGUUGUAUAUUGUGAAUAUAGUGUGAUUCAUGUUUUGGUACGGUGAUUGCUGUUGUCUCUGUGUUUCCUUAAAUUUAGUUUAUAAAUUAAUUAGUUGUAGAAAAAGCUAAGUCAUUGUAUUUUUCUAUGGAUUUUUAACGUCUAAAAAUAAUUUUUAUGUUUUAUUUUUAUAUUUUUAAAAUAAAAGUAUUGACGAUUACUCUGUGAUAAGCACUUUAUUUUAUCAGUUAAUUUAUUUUUACUACUUAUUAUAUUUACAUUUAAUUCUGUACUAAGCUAAAAUGCAUUUAUAAAUUUUCAGUUGUAAUAUCGAAACAAAUUUGAUGUACAAAUUUAUUAGCAAAUCAUUACACUUACAACUUUGCAAAUUGCUGAAACCGUGAAAGACUUAAGUAACCUAAGUAAGUAUUUGAACAAGUAUACCUAAAAUCGAAAUAUGACAGCAGAAAUAAGUAGUUAGGGAUUUGUAGUUCAUUUAAUUUUAAAAUAUAAAAAUCAAUUGGACAAGUAGUGUUUGAAAAUCAAGACAAUAACAUUCAUUUGCUGGAGGAAAUAUCAACAUUAUAAUUUUACGUAACAGUUCCAGAACUAUAGGACUUUAAAUUUGAAGAAGACUUUUACAAUUAAUAAAUUCCUCCAAUGUUAUUUUACUUUGUAUGAUAAAAUCUCGACUAUUCCUUCCCGCUCAAACUUUAAAGAAGUACAAAUACGCAAUGGUUAUAUUUGCUGGCAAAAAUCUUUUUUUUGUACAACAUACAUUGUGUUUUUGAUAUUUUUUCCAGUUAAGUAACAUUUGUAUUUUAUUGCAAUUACACUAGUUUGAAAACUGUUGUGUAACCAUUUUACCCGAAUCGGUUCGUAUGAAGUGUAAAGAUACUGGUGCCUUGUACAUUCCAUUUCUAACAGACAAGAUUUAUAUGUACGCAAACACUCGAAGAUAUUUUUCUAUGUUGUUGUAUAUAAAUGUUAGGUAGAACUAUGUGUAUAGCAGUAGGUGGCAUAGUGUUUUAUAAGUAUGAAUGUCGUUCCCCGGCAUAGAUGUUUUGUUGUAGUUAGAACUGUAUUCAGUAAAUAUUUUUAACAGAGAAAGUAUUGACGUUUGAACAAAGAGAAGAUGUUUAAGGUUGGUUGGAAGAAUUUUAUAUUUAUAAAAAUAUAUAGCUCUAAUUAGUAUGCUUACAAGAGGCUUUUAAAAGUUUAUUUUAUGUAUCUAAAAUGUAUUGAAAAUGGCGAUGAAUAUACAGUUUUAAGUUUAAAUUUUGAAACACCAUUAUGAUGUUUAAACUAUUUAAACUCACAAAUCAGUAUUAUUUUGUCAUCAAUAUAUUUUUAGUCAACUGUUUGGACAGUUUAUUAUCAAUAAUGUAAUCAACAACAAUCAUUUUGUAACUAUCAAUUUGUUUAUCUUUGUUGUUUUAUUAGAGUUUUACUAACUGUUUGACUUUAUCUUCAUUACACACUAAAUAAACAAUUUAUUGCAGACAGAACUGACAUAACUUAAAACUUCUUUAUGAUAAACAUAAAAGCUUACAGUCAGCUGUGACAAUCCUUCCAUUGAAGACAAUGUUAGAACUGUUUAUUGUACAGAAAAUAAAAUGUCGUACUUUAC